This is a messenger RNA of Humulus lupulus (European hop), 877 nucleotides long. Its product is annotated as secoisolariciresinol dehydrogenase-like. Lineage: Eukaryota; Viridiplantae; Streptophyta; Magnoliopsida; Rosales; Cannabaceae. Gene Ontology annotation, molecular function: oxidoreductase activity. Bases 17 to 868 code for a protein of 283 amino acids. The record is from RefSeq and is a predicted model, not a curated record. The transcript is spliced from 2 exons.
AACAUAUCUCCGAGAAAUGGCAACCACUUCAUUGCUCUCUGCAGUUUCAAGAAGGUUGGAAGGUAAGGUAGCUUUGAUCACCGGAGGAGCCAGUGGGAUAGGCCGAAGAACUGCCGAAAUCUUCGCCCAACAUGGAGCCAAAUUAGUCAUAGCCGAUGUCCAAGACGAGCUUGGCCACUCCGUAUCCCAAUCUAUAUCAUCGUCGGGUGCCGAAAACGACGUCACUUAUGUCCACUGCGACGUAACAGACGAAAACCAAGUCAAAGCUGCGGUGGAAAAAGCCGUAAAAUCGUUCGGAAAGUUAGACAUAAUGUUCAACAACGCCGGCAUAAUUGGCGACAGCAAAUUCCGACUCGUGGAGAGCGACAAGGACGAUUUCGAGCGCGUGUUGCGAGUGAACGUCACAGGCGUCUUUCUCGGCAUCAAACACGCUGCCCAAGCCAUGAUCUCUGCCAACAAUGACAGUAUUGUUGGCGGCAGCAUCAUAUCGACAGCUAGUGUUAGUGCGAGCUUGGGCGGCACAGGCUCGUACGCCUACACUUGCUCGAAGAGUGCAGUGUUGGGGCUGACUAUGAAUGCUGCUGUGGAGUUGGGACAGUUUGGAAUAAGAGUCAACUGUGUGUCGCCGUUCGUGGUUGCGACGCCGAUGGCUAAGGAGUUUACUGGGUUUAGCGAGGAGGAGAUUGAGAGUAUGUCCGGUGAGAUUGCUAACUUGAAGCAUGUGAGGCUUAAGGCAGAUGAUAUUGCUAAUGCAGCUCUGUUUUUGGGUAGUGAUGAGGGUCGGUAUGUGAGUGGACAUAACCUUGUUGUUGAUGGAGGUAUGGUUAUUGUUAAUCCUUCCUUUACUACUCUUCAACAAAAAAAUUAAUCGGACUUG